Messenger RNA from Morone saxatilis (striped sea-bass), 4661 nucleotides. RefSeq names its product protein phosphatase 3, catalytic subunit, gamma isozyme, a (gene ppp3cca). NCBI's taxonomy places the organism in Eukaryota, Metazoa, Chordata, Actinopteri, Moronidae. The record is from RefSeq and is a predicted model, not a curated record. The transcript is spliced from 13 exons. Gene Ontology annotation, cellular component: cytoplasm; calcineurin complex. Gene Ontology annotation, biological process: calcineurin-mediated signaling. The coding region runs from base 722 to 2230 and encodes 502 amino acids. Gene Ontology annotation, molecular function: calmodulin binding; calmodulin-dependent protein phosphatase activity.
CACCAUGUUGUAGGAAAUCCACCGCUGCUCCUCACUCACUGUCAGAUUACAGUUUAAUCCGAGGAGGAGGAGGAGGAGGAGGAUACGCUGUCAAGACGCUGCCUGCAUCUUGGAAAGACUCUCGGUGUUUAUGCUUACUAAAUAAACGCGACUUUACGUACUAGUGUCAGUCUCUACAAUAAACGGCCUGCACGUAGAAGAUGCACCGCCAGUCUUCCGUCGCUGUCUUCGCCUGUCCGCCGACCUGCCAAUACGUUAAGAUGUUAGCUGGCUAACUAGCUGGAAAAGAGUAACUAAAUCGGAUUAGCCGCUAACGGCAGCCUCCCUCUAGGUAACAUCCAGGUAUUAUUUGCUGCACUGGUCAACUAUUACACAGCAAACCGUCGUCUCCUGUGUUUUUUUAAGUUUAUUACAAUUCUACAUUUGUGUCAACAUUACUACUUAACGUCAGUGCUGUAAUUACUCGCUAGAAUAAAUGUUGCUGCGAGCUAGCUAGGCUGUUAGCCACCCAAGCCACAACAAGAGCUGGAGCUCCUCGCUAGCUAAUCUUCACUGUUUGUUGGAAAAGAGAAAAAUUAACGUCAGUGCCUCCGACCGCAGCCGAAGUCAGGACGGAGCCCACGGCCACGCUGAUGUGCUUGUGCUAGCUUGUCUUCGGGCUAGCUGGCAAGAGGGCUGUGCAAGAUUGUAUCCCUGAAAUUAGCCUUCAGACGAAGCAAAGAUGUCAGGAAAGGAUAAAGACAAAGACAAAACGGAGAAACAGUCCACAACGGAGCGGCUGAUAAAAGCUGUGCCAUACCCUCCACAGCAUAAGCUGACUGUGAAAGAGCUGUUCGAAGAUGGCAAGCCCAACGCUGAGCUGCUUCGCAACCACCUCGUCAAGGAGGGCAGGGUGGAAGAGGACGUGGCUCUAAAGAUCAUCAAUGAUGGGGCCAACAUCCUCCGCCAAGAGAAGUGCAUGCUGGAAGUGGAGGCGCCUAUAACAGUAUGUGGUGAUGUCCAUGGCCAAUUCUUUGACCUUAUGAAGUUAUUUGAAGUGGGGGGAUCACCCAGUAACACACGGUAUCUCUUCCUCGGUGACUACGUAGAUCGAGGAUACUUCAGUAUUGAGUGUGUUCUCUACCUCUGGUCGCUCAAGAUCAACCACCCCACCACACUCUUCCUCCUGCGUGGGAACCACGAGUGCCGGCACCUCACAGAGUACUUCACCUUCAAACAGGAAUGUAAAAUUAAAUACUCUGAACGGGUGUAUGACUCCUGUAUGGAGGCCUUUGACUGCCUGCCCCUCGCUGCCCUGCUCAACCAACAGUUCCUGUGUGUGCAUGGUGGACUUUCACCAGAAAUCAACUGCCUAGACGACAUAAGGAAAUUAGACAGGUUUAAAGAGCCUCCAGCAUUUGGGCCAAUGUGUGACCUAAUUUGGGCUGACCCUGGGGAGGACUAUGGCAGUGAAAAGACAUCUGAACACUUCAACCAUAACUCCGUCCGAGGCUGCUCUUACUUUUUCAGUUACUCAGCCGUGUGUGACUUUUUGGUAAAUAAUAACUUGCUGUCAGUAAUAAGAGCCCAUGAAGCACAGGAUGCAGGGUAUCGGAUGUACAGAAAAAGCCAGACCACAGGCUUCCCUUCAUUAAUCACAAUCUUUUCAGCUCCAAAUUACCUAGACGUCUACAACAACAAAGCUGCUGUAUUAAAGUAUGAGAACAACGUGAUGAACAUCCGACAGUUCAACUGCUCACCCCACCCUUACUGGUUGCCCAACUUUAUGGAUGUCUUCACAUGGUCUUUGCCUUUUGUUGGAGAGAAAGUGACGGAGAUGCUGGUGAAUGUACUGAACAUUUGCUCUGAUGACGAGCUCAUGUCAGAGGGAGAUGACCUAUAUGAAGGUGGAACCUCAGCAAUGCGUAAGGAGGUCAUCCGGAACAAGAUUCGUGCUGUGGGAAAAAUGGCCCGGGUCUUCUCAGUCCUCAGGGAGGAAAGCGAGAAUGUGUUAACACUCAAAGGCUUGACCCCAACUGGAACUCUUCCUGUGGGAGUGUUGUCAGGGGGGAAGCAGACCUUACAGACUGCCAUUCAAGGUUUCUCUCCCACGAGGAAGAUUCGGAACUUUGAGGAGGCACGUGGGUUGGACAGGAUAAACGAGAGGAUGCCGCCUCGCAAAGAUGGCCAGCAGCAAGACAGCACCACAAUCAACACCAACACCCCCAACAAGAAUGGCACUGAUGGAUAGGCAACAGAAACCCCACCCUCCCAAUCUUCACACAACCCACACCCCCUGACUCAUAGCCCCAAGCCACUUUCUCUCUCUUUCUCUCUUUCUGUCUCUCUCUCUCCAUCUGUCUCCUGUACUGAAACUGCCUGUCCAUCUUCUGCUCACCCACAAUCAGGCGGGGAAAGGAAGCGGACACAAACAAAAGAAGGCCACAUCGCUGGGAAAAAUCUUCCAGCUGCUGAAAAAAGACAAACAUAUGAUGUUAUCUGGGAAAAAAUCUAAUCUUAUUUAUUAAAGAUGAAACAUAUUAGAUAUAUUGUGUAAUAGCAACAAAGAAUUGAAUGAAGACAUUUUGCAGUUCAAAUGUAUACUGUACACUGAAGUCCUAACUUAUACAUGUCAAAAUUAUAAAAAAAGAGAGAAUUUUAUAAAUUUGAGUCGAUACAGUUAGAUGAAGCCCUUAUUAUCCAGGACUUUUAGUCACUUUAAGGAUUUUUUUAUUUUAUUAUUGUUGUUCUCAAUGUGUUUGGUAAGAGGGAUUUGAAGUACAAAUACUAUAGCCUCAACAGCCUCGGCACUUGGGGUUCUACAUACAGUGCAGUGUUUGCUUAUGUGUGUCAGCUGAAGGAUAAAUUAUGUAUGUAUUGAGGCGAAUUCAAAAUAAGGGAAGUCAAUUAUUAUUAGAACAAUUAUUACAAAUUAAUAUUUUCUACUUAAAGCAGGAAUUAAAUGAAGACUUAUAGUCUUAUUUAUACAUUUUCCACAAAGCUUUGAUUUUUGUUCACUUCCAGAGUAACAAUUCCUUCCUGUGUUAUUUGUGAAUGAAACGGUUCAAGUGAAGGAUUAAUGCUUUGUGUGCAAUGAUAGUUGCUGUUGCUGGCUGUUCUGUGCUGGUUAUGAUUUGUGUUCACUUGAUGGCAACUAGGCGUUCUCGCUCCGCUAAACCAAAUAAGGGACAUACAGUGCAGCAUGUCUUAUUCUGUCACCACAACCACACGUCAGUACUCCCAACAUCCAGGUUGGAAGCAAUUCUUUCUUCUUCUCAAGCCCUGAAUUUGAGCCAACCUCUCCGGAGGUUGAGCACUGUGCUUGAAGACUACGGCACCGGAAACCGACUGACGCUGAAGUUUUUCUCUUCAGGUGUCAUUUUGGACAAAAGGGGACAUGUUUGCUCAGAAAGCAGAGGAACUGCUGGCCAUACUGUCCUCGAAACAGACUGUUGAUGUUCAUUAUUGCUUAGGAAAUUUCAGUGUAUUUAACAGAAUUAUGGCAGUUUGAUUUGAUGUUUUAUUGUCAACACUAAGAAAUACGGGGUGUGCUUUUGGGGGGCUUUCCUUUGUUUCUAAAGCUGUAUUAGUGUCUCCAUCUACUGUUGAUUAUACAGAAUGCAGAUGUUUUUUUUCUUCUUUUUUUUUUUUCGAAUUGUGAUAACCGUGCGUAUCAAAUAAGGGAAACAUUUGACAUUCAGUGAAACGACAGCACAAAGUUGCUGUACCCGGACACAAUGGACUGAGUCAUCCCCCUCAGCGGGGAUGAUACUAUAAAAGGUACCGCCGCCACACUAGCAGCUGUCUAUCAAGGCCUAACAGUACUGUAAUCAUCUCAACCAUGGCUGACUCAUAUAUACAGUAUAUUAUUUUUAUUUUUAUUAUUUUAACUCCUGGUCAUACUAAGAUGAAGACCAUUAACACUUGCUGAGAUUGCUGGUGUGCGAAUGUGUUCUGCUCUCAAGUAUUCAGCUCUCUUUCUGGUCUCAGCACCUCCACUCCUCUUCACAGGCACUCCCAACCCUUUAAGACCUGCUUUUACACGACCAACUCUACUGGUGCUUCGACACACCUGACUGUAAUUCUGUCGUCUUUGUUGCUCAAGGAAGGGGGGGGGGUAAGCUUUAACAUUAUUAUUUUCUUGUUAAUAUACCCUUUUUUUGUCUUUUUUUUAAACUAGGCUUUUGCGCUCAUGUGCCAUGCCACCUCGGCCACACAUGUCAAGAUCUGUAUGUGUGCGUGUGUGCAUGGAUGGUGAACGGAGUCAAGUCAGGAGACUUUCAAUCACACGUUUAAAGAUUAAAUGUCGGUAAUAUUAAUCUUGAUAUCCUUAAAAUUUUCAAGAUAUUGUUGUUUGCCGUUAUGUUCAGUAGACUUCUGGGGAAACUUCCUAAACAUAAAGUAUUUUGGUUUACAUUCAUAACUGUGAUGUCGAAAUUUGUUUUAAAAGGUAAGGCUUUAUUGGGUGAGCCAUACAGUAUACUGACCUCCUGUUAGGUCCUAUACAUAUCUCGCAGAAUGUAAAAAAUAUUGCUCAUCAAGAAUCUUAUAAUAGCUGUAAAAAGGGGUAAAAAAAAAAAUAAAAAUCUGUACCGUACUUGUCAUGCAAGGCCAUGAAAUCUUUUAUGUAGAUGUAUCACUUGAAAGAAAAGAAUAAAAUUCAAAUACAGUGUUUUAUUUGA